Molecule: messenger RNA, 617 nt
Organism: Pistacia vera
Lineage: Eukaryota; Viridiplantae; Streptophyta; Magnoliopsida; Sapindales; Anacardiaceae
Exons: 1
Coding region: 57-446 (129 amino acids)
Source: RefSeq, a predicted model, not a curated record
UUUUUGGUAUAGAACACAGAGCUCAAAAUCCACAUUGGUGUUUUUGUUUUAAAAGCAUGAUGGAAGAUUUCAGAUCCAAAUCAUGCGGUGAUGGAAGGAUGCAAAUAGGCAAUUACUAUGGUUCAAAAACAACAACAGGAGGACCCAGCCUCAAUGGUAAUGGAAUGCAAGAUCUCAGGUGUUAUAGUGCAAGUUAUGCUUCUUCAGUGCCGCCGCCUCCACAAAUUCAACAACCCCAAAACAAUGAUGCCAAGUUCAAGAAAGGCAAAUCAACAAAUGGGUCUUCUUCAAGAAGUUGGACUUUUAAUGAUCCAGAAUUGCAGAGGAAGAAGCGGGUUGCUAGCUAUAAGGUUUACGCAGUUGAAGGCAAAGUUAAAGGGUCUUUCAAGAAGAGUUUUAGGUGGAUUAAGGACAGGUGUUCUAGAGUCGUCUAUGGUUGGUGGUGAUUUCUUUCUUUUUAUUUUUUUAUGUUUUAUGUUGUUAUAUUUGUGCUUUGUUUUAUAUAAUCUCUGAAUAUGUUUAGGAGUAUUAGCUUGUCUUUAUGAAUUGGGAAUGGCUUCUGUUGAUCAAUAACAGUGAUCUUAUCAUGCUUUCUAUAUUCAGAGCUUUAUUGAUUC